GAAAAAGUUUAUAAUUAUUUAAAAAGUUCAAUAAAUUAAGCGUAACUCCAAAAGUAAUAAAUAAAAUUAUAAAAGAAUUGAAAGAGGUCUUGAAGACAAAAUGAAUUAAAAGACUAGCUUAGACAGAGAUCAAAUUUUUGAAUAAUAAAAUUGUUUUGUUAUUAUAAUAAAAUUAGAUGGUAAAUUAAAUUCGAUUAUUAGUUACUCAAGAGAUGCAAGCUGUUUAAAAAUUUUUUAGUAUCAAGUUCAAGUAUUCUUCUUUUGGAAAUUGUUAAACAUCCCUUACCAGAAUUUAAAAGAACAAAUACUACUAAUUAAAUUGAUUGUUAUUUACUGAUUGUUUAAACUUUGGCAUUUAAACAUUUGCAAGCAAUAAUCACUCAGAAUAUAAUCAUUACUUUGUACAUUACAAAAUAGAUAUUCUUAGUUAGGGAGAUUCAAAUAAUAAAUUAAAAGGCGCAUUGCAGCCAAGUAUGACUAUUAUAAGUAAAAUAUUUAAAUUGCAAGAUGUACAUGAUAUUACAAUUUGAUUUGCAACUUUAGCAAUCGCUAUAUGGCAAUACUAACACUGCAUUACAUGGUUCACCAGAUACUAAAAUUGAAUCUCCACAUAUUGGAUUGCGGAUUUAAUCAUUAGAAGGUAAGCAUAUAUUUAACAUCUUGUUUAACAUUUAGUGCAUAUUGUAGCUAAUGAAAAUUAACAUUUAUUAUUGUAACUAUCAUAAUCACU
This is a messenger RNA of Paramecium sonneborni, 730 nucleotides long. The record is from the annotation of a GenBank genome assembly. NCBI's taxonomy places the organism in Eukaryota, Ciliophora, Oligohymenophorea, Peniculida, Parameciidae.